Cercopithifilaria johnstoni is the source of this 1029-nucleotide messenger RNA. NCBI's taxonomy places the organism in Eukaryota, Metazoa, Nematoda, Chromadorea, Rhabditida, Onchocercidae. The record is from the annotation of a GenBank genome assembly.
AUGAAUAUCACUACAAAUGAUUAUGACGAUAGCGGAAAAUUAAAGGAAGAUAAUCAGCUAUUUUUUAUAAUUACAUUUGCUAUCUAUGCAUUUGAAGGAUUUAUCCUUGUCAUUAGCAAUGGUUUGAUUGGAAUAGCACUAAUUAAACAUCAAUAUCUCAGGCGCCAAUAUCUUAUUUUAUUUGUGCAGGCCUUUGCUGAUACAAUGCUGGGAGCUUCGUUUUCUCUAACUGCAAUCUAUCGUCUUGUUAUGAUGAAAUUUGGAUACUACCGAAAAACUAGACGAAACUGCCUGUUGCUACCAUGGUUUACCCUUGGUAUAUGGUCUGAGUUAGUAUCAGCUACAGCAACACUCAUGGUGAGUACGGAUCGAAUCAUUUUGUUUAUAUCACCCAUGCGAUAUUAUGAGAAUAAUUAUGUAUAUCAAAUCAGGCAGAUCAUUGUCUUUUUCGGGUCGGCAUCGCUAUUUGUCGUUGUUUUCUGGUUUAUUUCCUUCAGCGAUAAUGAAACCAUGUUGCAUGGUUUUUGUUGGACAGGUGAUAUUCUGUAUUCGUUUUUCGCUGAUCUGCAAUUUUUGUUGAUGAUUACUACCACAUCUUUAAGUGUCAUCCUCUACGUGGUUGUAUACUUCCUGAGCAGAAAACAUCUUCACCGGAUAAAAAGCAAUCGACCGGAAGCAUCAUUACAAUUAUUUGAAGCACGUCAACGUAAACUAACCAUUACAAUGGGUGUUUCCUGCGUGUUUACAUUGAUCUUCUACGUGCUACCAUUGUGCUCGAAAUUGUUGAUGGGCGAUAGUGAUAACGAUCCAACAACCCGCUAUUCCAAAUUUAUCCGUGCAGCAGUAGCAAUCAGCUGUAAUGUGAAUCCUUUAACAAAUGUAGCUGCAAUCAUGAUAAAGCAAGAUGAUAUUGCAUGCCGCGUAAAAGAAUUAUUGCCGAAAUGCAUCCAUAAAAACAUUUGUCAUCGUGAAACGGUUGCUGCUAUCACGACUGCAAGUAUUCGAGUUAUUGCUCCAAGAAAGUAUUGA